Messenger RNA from Rhincodon typus (whale shark), 1379 nucleotides. RefSeq names its product protein quaking-like. Gene Ontology annotation, molecular function: mRNA binding. The record is from RefSeq and is a predicted model, not a curated record. NCBI's taxonomy places the organism in Eukaryota, Metazoa, Chordata, Chondrichthyes, Orectolobiformes, Rhincodontidae. Gene Ontology annotation, biological process: regulation of mRNA splicing, via spliceosome. Gene Ontology annotation, cellular component: nucleus. The coding region runs from base 1 to 918 and encodes 305 amino acids. The transcript is spliced from 8 exons.
AUGAGGCAAGAGAAUGGAAUACAAGCUGGUCACAAUGGAGAAAGUACGGUAAAGUUAAAAAUUAGUGCUCAGACUGAGCACUCAGAUGUGGACGAUACCUACUCUGCCACAAGAUCAUCGCAAUUAGAAAUCAGCAGAGUGCGGAAGGAUAUGUACAAUGACACGUUAAAUGGAAGUACAGAGAAGAAAAGUGCAGAAUUACCAGAUGGUGUAGGACCUAUUGUACAGUUACAAGAGAAGCUUUAUGUACCUGUUAAGGAAUAUCCUGAUUUCAACUUUGUUGGAAGAAUCCUUGGACCCAGAGGUCUAACGGCAAAACAGUUGGAAGCAGAGACAGGAUGCAAGAUUAUGGUGCGAGGGAAAGGCUCAAUGAGGGACAAGAAGAAGGAGGAACAAAAUAGAGGCAAACCCAACUGGGAACACCUAAAUGAAGACUUGCAUGUAUUAAUCACUGUGGAAGAUGCUCAGAACAGAGCAGAAAUAAAGCUAAAGAGGGCAGUGGAGGAAGUUAAAAAGUUGCUUGUACCAGCGGCAGAAGGAGAAGAUAACCUUAAGAAGAUGCAGCUGAUGGAAUUAGCGAUACUGAACGGUACUUAUAGAGAUGCCAACAUCAAAUCACCAACAGCCCAAGCACCACGGAUCAUUACAGGGCCCACGUCGGUUCUACCACCAGCUGCCUUGAGAGCCCCGACACCAGCUGGUCCAACUAUUAUGCCUCUAAUUAGGCAAAUACAAACAGCAACAGUAAUGCCUAAUGGAUCGCCUCACCCAACUACGAUAGUGCCUCCUGCACCUGAAGCCAGUCUAAUCUAUACUCCUUACGACUAUCCUUACACACUGGCACCAGCUACUUCCAUCCUGGAGUAUCCCAUUGAGCCUAGUGGUGUAUUAGGUAUGGCUUUCCCAACGAAAGGCUAAGAAUUCAAGGACCAUGUUACUGAACCCUCAUCAGAUCUGAACUUUAACAAAUGCUUAGUUUCACAGCAGCCUUGGACAAAAUGGGCCCACCCUGACUGUCAGUGAAAUACUUGCACUGUGUAUGUGUGCACAUAUUUGGAAACCAGCUGGGUCAGUUAGUUAGAAUUCUGACCUAGUGUUCCUCCUAUCAUUUAGUUACAUCCAUCCCAGAGGAAUCACAUGUAAAGUAUUUCAUUGUCUGUUUGGUGUAGGGUUUAUCCAAUACUGUGUUUGCUUUACAAAUCACCUAAUUCUUUGCAAUUUGUAGCUCGCAGCUUCUGAGCUAAGUGUGCAUUUUGUAGGUCAAUUGCUGAAGAACUUUUAAAAUCUGUAGAGGUUUUAUUUUUUAAAAAUUUGAUCUCAGUAUUGAUUCAGUGUUAUGAUGAAUUAAAACUUGUUCGUCUGCAAUAAGCACUCCACUG